AUGUCAACAUCGUCAGAAAGUGAGCUCGAUGAGAGCACCUUGACGCCUGAAGAGGCCAAGCGUAACCGAAAAACAUCACGCAACAAGUUCACGAGGCUUGCUAAAUCCAUUGAGAAUGCAAUAGCUCAAUCUAAAAGCAUUGAGGCCGUAGAAUUACUGAAACAAUCGCUGAAGGAACAUUAUGAAGAAUGUAUGCGAAUGCAUACAAAAUGCUCAGCAGAGGUAGUGGCUGGCCCAGAUAGCGAGGAGAAGGAAAAAGUCGAGAAAUGGGCCUACGAUCUGGAUGGAGCCUACACACACGUGAAUGACGCAGUAGAGACAUACGUUGCCAAAACGAACGCAGCCGACGAGCGAUCACGCAAACAAAAAGAAAAAGAAGAGACAGAAGAAAAAAACGCUCGAGUAGCCGCAGAAAACCUCAUUGUGCAAAAACUACAAGAGGCGGAACAAAGAGCGGCGGAUGCAAAAGUGGCAGCAGAGACAGCCAACAAAAGAGCUGAAACAGCAGCUGAGGAUCACGCAGCCUCACUCAUAAUAAUCAAAAACCAAGACGCAGCUCUUAAGCGCCGUCAUGACCAAGAAGACGAAGAAAUAGCGAAAAAGCGGUUGGCGGAGGACACCGAGCGAGCUGAACUUCGUAGAAGAUUGAGUACAUCAACGACGAACCCAGUUCAGCAAGCCACCAACUCAACACCUAGGACUUCAACUCCUAUUAGAAACGUCGGGUUCCAGAGCGAAAUUUCGCAAGUCGACCCACCUUCAACUUCCCGAAGAUACGACACAACCGGAAACGGGACAACGAAUGGGUCGACGAUCCCCAACACAGUCGAUGCUUGGAUAUUCCAGCCGUUCGCGCCGGUAGCUCAAAUGACAGGAGGAGGCGACGCGAUGAUGACGAUGGCCAUGCUGGCCAAAGCAGCCACCUUUGGGGGAGAAGCUCGCGACUGGCCUAUGUUUAUUCAAACCGUAAAGAGCAUGAUUCACGACGUCUUUCCAUCAGACGUACAGCGACUCACGAUGCUAUCGACGAUGCUAGCGGCUCCUAUUCGAGAGGGAAUGAGCCAGAUAUUCAACACACCCCUGGCGUAUCGAGCAGCUCUACACGAAUUACACCGUAAGUACGGCCACCCGCACUUGGUAGUCCGUUCGUACAUUCAACACUUAAUGGCCAUCUCGCUCGGCGAAGGAGGAUCCAACCUCGAGACAUUUUCAACGCAGCUAAACGGUGCAGUCGCUACUCUGGAUGCUGCUGGUUACGGUCACGAACUGGAAUCGAGCGUAGCUUUGGAAGGACUCGUUUCAAAAUUGCCUACACACUUGUUGUCGAGAUGGGGAAGGAACGUAACGCGACUUUUUCCAAGAGUACCCACACUACGCGAUCUGAAUGCGUGGCUCGGCUUUGAACUGAUGGGAAUGAAAAAUAUACAGGGCGUGAUUCCGCAAACCAAGCCUCCAACCUCAACAAUUGCCACCCCGCAACAAUCGACUCGCCAGCGUCACCAAGAAAAUGGAUUUGGUUGGACCCGGAAUAGUACGCAAUCGUUCUAUCGUGCGGCAAACACAAACAAGACCCCCCAACCAACAGUGAACGCGGUAGCUGCUGAACAAGGAGUACUGAGCAAAUGCAGUGUCUGCAAUGAAGAGCCGGGUCACGCUCUGGAGCGUUGCACUCAAUUCCUGGAAAUGUCGGCCAACGACAGGGCGAAAGCAGUGUUCGACUUGGACAACUGCUUCCGUUGCUUAGGGCGCAACCACUUGUGCCGCGAAUGUAAAAAGUCACUACGAUGCGAAGUCUGCAACAACGCCUCACAUCACACGCUGAUUCACGGUGCAUCUCGAGCAGCACCUGGACAUCAAAGUCGCCCCUCAAGUCAAGGCCGACUCCGUCCAUCCUCCAAGUGA
Daphnia magna is the source of this 1902-nucleotide messenger RNA. RefSeq lists its product as uncharacterized. The transcript has a single exon. The record is from RefSeq and is a predicted model, not a curated record. Lineage: Eukaryota; Metazoa; Arthropoda; Branchiopoda; Diplostraca; Daphniidae. The coding region runs from base 1 to 1902 and encodes 633 amino acids.